This is a messenger RNA of Dibothriocephalus latus, 393 nucleotides long. The record is from the annotation of a GenBank genome assembly. NCBI's taxonomy places the organism in Eukaryota, Metazoa, Platyhelminthes, Cestoda, Diphyllobothriidea, Diphyllobothriidae.
AAGUCCAAGAAGUACAAGUCAAAGCAUCGAGAGGAUAAGAAUCGAGACACCGCCAGUCCUCCAGCCCAGUUGGCGACGCCAGGUGCCUCCAACUCCAGGAGCCAGGCUGUCAACGCUAGCGGUGGUGCGGACGGCGAGUUGGAGGAGGGUGAAGCGGCAGACGAGGACUUUGAGGAGGAGAGGAUCCACGAGGAGGCUGAAGAGGGAGAGGAGAACGGCGAGGCGGAGGAGGGGGAGAUUGCCUAUCGUUCCUCCUCUUCCAAGAAGGCGCACAGCAGACAUCGUCAACCAGAGACACCCACACCAGAAGACGGGGAAGCAAACAGCAGUCUGAGCGAAGACGAUGCCUACACCAGUCGGAGCAGUAGUCGGCGGAGACGACGUCGUUCUUGA